Messenger RNA from Gracilinanus agilis (Agile Gracile Mouse Opossum), 1839 nucleotides. It is a transcript of the gene MEP1B, whose product is annotated as meprin A subunit beta. Gene Ontology annotation, biological process: proteolysis. NCBI's taxonomy places the organism in Eukaryota, Metazoa, Chordata, Mammalia, Didelphimorphia, Didelphidae. Gene Ontology annotation, cellular component: membrane. Gene Ontology annotation, molecular function: metalloendopeptidase activity; zinc ion binding; protein binding. The record is from RefSeq and is a predicted model, not a curated record. Bases 1 to 1839 code for a protein of 612 amino acids. The transcript is spliced from 13 exons.
AUGGAUUCAUGGUGCUUGUCUUGGCUUCUGCUGGGUGAGGUUCUCCUUGUGGUCUCUGGCUUGUCAAUCCCAGGAGCAUUUGUAACGGAUGUAGAUGGUGGCAAGGAAAAGGACAUAUUCGACAUCAAUGAAGCUUUGGGACAGGACCUUUUUGAGGGAGACAUAUAUCUUGAUGGGAGAGACAGAAAUUCCAUUAUUGGUGAUGAAUAUAGGUGGCCUCACAUUAUCCCUUAUGUCCUUGAAGAUAGUCUGGAAAUUAAUGCUAAGGGCGUUAUACUGAAUGCAUUUGAACGGUACCGUUUAAAAACCUGCAUCGACUUUAAGCCAUGGGAAGGGGAGGACAACUAUAUCUCAGUGUUCAAAGGAAAUGGGUGCUAUUCUUCUGUAGGAAACAGACACGUUGGCAAACAGGCACUCUCCAUAGGAGCCAAUUGUGACAGAAUUGCAACAGUUCAACAUGAGUUCCUCCACGCCCUGGGAUUCUGGCAUGAGCAGUCCCGUUCAGACCGAGAUGACUAUGUUAUAAUAAUGAAGGACAGAAUUCAGGAAGGGAAAGAGCACAAUUUUAAUACUUAUGAUGAUAAGGUAUCAGACUCUCUGAAUGUUCCUUAUGACUACACAUCUGUGAUGCACUAUAGCAAAACUGCCUUCCAAAAUGGAACAGAACCAACAAUCGUGACCAGAAUCCCUGAUUUUUUGGAUGUGAUCGGGCAACGAAUGGAUUUCAGUGAUUAUGACCUUGAAAAAUUGAAUCGACUCUACAACUGCUCUUCUUCCUUAACCUUUAUGGACUCAUGUGAUUUUGAACUGGAAAAUGUGUGUGGCAUGAUUCAAAAUUCAGAAGAUAAUGCUGACUGGCAGAGGGUUUCACAGGUCCUUGGUGGUCCAGAUACUGAUCACUCAAACAUGGGCCAGUGCAAAGGAUCUGGUUUCUUCAUGCACUUCAACAGUAACUCUGUGAAUGUUGGGGGAAAGGCUCUCCUGGAAAGUCGAAUAUUGUAUCCCAAGAGAGGGUUUCAGUGCUUGCAGUUUUAUUACUACAACAGUGGAAACAAAGACGAUCAGCUCAAGAUCUAUGUCAGGGAGUAUACCUCAGUCAAUGUUAAUGGCUUUCUUUCUUUGGUGCAUGAAGUGAAAGAUGCACCCACAGGGACCUGGGAACUCUAUUAUGUGACACUGACAGUGACCAACAAAUUUAGGGUAGUAUUUGAAGGGACUCGGGGUCCUGGCACAUCAGCUGGUGGCCUCUCUAUUGAUGACAUUAAUCUUUCAGAAACACACUGUCCUCAUCAUAUCUGGAAGAUAAGCAAUUUCAGUAACUUAUCAGGACCCCUCUUUAGCCCUCCAUUUUACUCUCCCACAGGCUAUGCCUUUCAGGUUCAGUUAGAUAUAAGUAGUCAGACUAAUAUAGGAAUAUAUUUCUCCCUGAUCUCUGGAGCCAACGAUGAACAAUUACAGUGGCCGUGUCCAUGGCAACAAGCCACAAUGACAUUAUUGGAUCAAAAUCCAGACAUUCGUCGACGUAUGUCCAACCAGAGGAGUGUGACUACUGAUCCAUUUAUGACAUUUGAUAAUGGAAACUUUUAUUGGGACAAGCCUUCCAAAGUAGGAGUGCCAGCAACUUUCCCCAAUGGAACAGCAUAUUACAGGGGUCCAGAUUAUGGAACCAGUGUCUACAUAACUCACCAACGGAUGCAAAGCAGAGAUUUUAUCAAAGGAGAUAAUGUUUACCUCCUUUUGACAGUGGAAGGUAUGUCAAUCCAAGAUAGCUCUCCUGAAGAAAAUGUCACCGUAGUUGUAGCAUUUUCAUCUAAUGUAGAUGUAUUCGCUUCUAUGUAG